AUGUCCGACCAAACUCCAAUCUUGCGCCCACGCCCCCAGCGAGUAUUCAAUUUGAACGACUCAUCCGGAUCCUCGACCCCGGCGGAACCCUCUAAUUCCGACACCUUGACUCCCAGAGAACCUGGGUCGGCCGCUAUCAGUCGCAAUGGGUCGAUCAUGAAUUUGACAUCCCCAACGUUGUAUGGCAUUUACUCUCCGACGGCCUUUGAGAGCAUUCGAGAUGACCACAGUCCAUGGGGAACCGAGUCCGAGGUACAACCUCGCAGCCCGAACAGCCUCAAGGUUCAACCAACUGGUGGCCGGACAGACUCUGCCGCGGUUCUUCGAACGCGGUCUCGCCUCAGCCAAGGGUUGUUCCGCGGCGUUAUUCUCCCACAGGCCCUCCGGAGCACCCUUUUAUUUGCAUUUGGUGUCGCAUACGGCAUCAUUACCAUCCACCUCCACGAAAACCACUGGAUUACCCCGGUGAAACUUGAGUAUACUCAUUUUUACGGAUCAUGGCAAUAUCUGGGGCUAUGGGGCAUCACCGGGAUCGCUAUAGGAAACGUUCUUCCUUGGUUGGACACGUUCCUGGAGGGCGCAGUCGGCGAUGCGACGCAGGAUAAACGUUCGAGUACUGAUCAGAACACUUCGGAGCUCGCGCUUUCUUGGCCCGCCGUGGUCCGCAGCGUCGGAGCUUUUGUGGGUAUCGCGUUCGCCAUGCGUCGCACUCCCUGGGAAUCCACAACUCAAGCGUCUCUAACGCUGGCCCUCGUCAAUCCCGUUCUGUGGUAUCUCAUCGACCGCACCAAGACCGGUUUCAUCCUUUCAACCACCUUGGGAGUCGGGGGUAUGGGCUUGCUGCUAGGUCUCAAGCCUGAUUUGAUUCCGUCGGCCGAAGCAUCUGCGCCUACAAUUCCAACACUAAACGGGACCGGGGCAGAAGCUGCUGCGGUGGCAGGAAUUACCCAGGAGAGCAUUGCGGUCCGAACAUGGGUUGCAAGCGUCCUCUUCUGCGCGAUCGUCUGCUUCGGCAACAUUGGCAGACAACUUGACUUUGGGCGUCGCCAGGCAGUCAAGCCAUGA
Aspergillus calidoustus is the source of this 1065-nucleotide messenger RNA. The record is from the annotation of a GenBank genome assembly. Lineage: Eukaryota; Fungi; Ascomycota; Eurotiomycetes; Eurotiales; Aspergillaceae.